This is a messenger RNA of Chrysochloris asiatica (Cape golden mole), 381 nucleotides long. RefSeq names its product histone H2B type 1-like. The coding region runs from base 1 to 381 and encodes 126 amino acids. Gene Ontology annotation, cellular component: nucleosome. Gene Ontology annotation, molecular function: DNA binding; structural constituent of chromatin; protein heterodimerization activity. Lineage: Eukaryota; Metazoa; Chordata; Mammalia; Afrosoricida; Chrysochloridae. The record is from RefSeq and is a predicted model, not a curated record. The transcript has a single exon.
AUGCCUGAGCCCGCCAAAUCCGCUCCAGCUCCGAAGAAGGGCUCCAAAAAGGCGGUGACCAAGGCGCAGAAAAAGGAUGGCAAGAAGCGCAAGCGCAGCCGCAAGGAGAGCUAUUCGGUCUACGUGUACAAAGUAUUGAAGCAAGUCCACCCUGAUACUGGCAUCUCGUCCAAGGCUAUGGGCAUCAUGAAUUCCUUCGUAAAUGACAUCUUCGAGCGCAUCGCUGGUGAGGCGUCUCGCUUGGCGCAUUACAACAAGCGCUCGACUAUCACGUCCCGGGAAAUCCAGACGGCCGUGCGCCUGCUGCUUCCUGGGGAACUGGCCAAGCACGCAGUGUCCGAGGGCACCAAGGCUGUCACUAAGUACACCAGCUCCAAGUAA